This is a messenger RNA of Protopolystoma xenopodis, 891 nucleotides long. NCBI's taxonomy places the organism in Eukaryota, Metazoa, Platyhelminthes, Monogenea, Polystomatidea, Polystomatidae. The record is from the annotation of a GenBank genome assembly.
AUGGCACGAGUAGAUUGCAGAGUACUUACCAUUUUUCAAAUGAAGCCAGCCUCCCUUCAUUCAUUCACAGACCUGCUUGGUUCAAGUGAUCAUGCUUUGGCAUCUGUACCUGAAAUCCUCCAGGACUCUUGUAACUCCGAUUACACAAUUCCGGACCCAUGUGCGUCUGAUUUGCUCAGCCUUUUCAGCAUAACUGUACAGAGUGUCAAGCUUUGGAGAGAGGCGGCAGCAGUCAGGGCUGUGGGAGAGACUGGCUGUCUUUCUGUUGGUACAAGUCGACCCGGGGCGCAUGUUUGCGCCGUGGCAACCAGACGUCAAGACGUUGCCCUAUUUACGGAGUACCAGAAUCAACAGAAUUCCAUGAGGAACCAUGGCAGGGAAGGCAAACUGCCAACGACCCUCAAGGCAGAUGUUCAUCAAAGCUUGAAGUUUGGUAGCUUGAUGAUAGGGAAAUCCAGAGGAGCCAGGAUGGCCUGGUGGAGAAAAGCCAAUUCGAUGCCUUGCUUGGCAUCCCUGCUUCCAUUUUGCUCUCAAACAGACCCUGAGCCAUGCCGGAUGGCUGCAGUCUACGGAGACUGUCAACCGGUGGGUAGCUGUGCUUCGCGAAACGGCUCUGUUUGCAAGACGGAUGCGCAAUCACUCAAAUUGCACCGAUGGUUCUUUAACGAGCAAACCAGUCGUUGUGAGGUUUUCAACUUUUCAGGAUGUGGAAAUACUGUAAAUUUUUUCGACGACAUCAUGGCUUGUCACAACGCCUGCAAGUCUAGAAUCGUUAUGGCAGAUCGUAAGUCUCAGGUUUUUUCACUCUUCUGUGUCUAUUUCCAUUUACCGCCUUCAGACCUCCCUUCAAUCAAAUUGUUGAAGAACCGUAAAUUCAUAUUUUCAAUUUAA